UAUGUACAAAAUAGUGCAAAUUUCGCUACUAUUAUCAAACAUAGCACUAUCCCUUACACUUAGUGUUAAAGACGAGAAGAGCAGUCUGGUGUUUGUGUUCGAUACGACAGGAUCGAUGUACAACGAUUUGAAACAGCUACGGGAAGGUGCGGAGAUGAUUUUGGACACGGCUUUGGAGGAGAGCAGCAUUAUUGCUGAUUUUGUGUUUGUGCCUUUUCAUGAUCCUGGUGUCGGCCCAGCAACAGUGACCCACAACAAGACCAUAUUCCACGACGCCCUGAACAUCGUCAGAGUAUACGGUGGCGGAGAUUGCCCAGAGAAGAGUCUGACAGGCCUCCAACUAGCCCUCAACGUCAGUCGACCAAAGUCUUUCAUAUACGUGUUCACUGAUGCUACAGCUCAUGAUCAUAGGCUGGUUGGAAAAGUGCUGGAUCUAGUUCAAAGAAAGCAAAGUCAGAUAGUGUUUGUACUGACGGGACACUGCGACGACCUAAAUAAGCCCUCUUACCUAGUGUACCCACAGAUCGCCGCCGCCAGCUCCGGGCAAGUGUUUUAUUUGAAGAAAACUAAUGUUCACAAGGUGUUAGAUUUUGUAAGGAGUUCAAUUAAAGCUAGAUCGGUUAACCUGGGCACUGUGACUAACCCGGCUGGAUACAACUACACACGAGAGAUUCCCAUGGACAGCUCUCUUGACGAAGUCACAGUCUCGGUGUCGGGCUCCAAGCCUAAGAUCCAAGUAUUCAGCCCCACCGGGGAGCAACUGACAGGCCCACCCAAACUGGUUACCACGUUAGACUUGGCCGAGAUUAUGGUGGUGAAAGUCCUGCAGCCUGAGCCUGGGAACUGGUCAAUAACUGUGGGCAGCGAAGCGGAGCACUCCGUCAAGGUGGUGGGACUGUCUAACCUGACCUUUUACCACGGGUUCUCUGUACAGCGACCAGGCUCGCCCGUGGAGACCAGCUACAGGCCGCUACAAGGUGCUUAUAAUUUCAUGAUGCUAUCGUUGACGCACAUAGAUAAAUCGGUCCAAGUGUCUCACGCCGAGAUCCUUAGCCUUGAUGGAAAGACGUUGUUUGAGAUACCGUUAAAAGAGGUGGAUUCUCUUAAUAAGAGAUAUUUGGCCGAGGCUUUCAUUCCGCCUGACGAUUUAUUCUAUAUUGCGGUAAACGGUAUAGACGAAGACGGACAAGAAAUAAGAAGAGUUGGGGCCACGGCUAUUCAAGCAAAGCCUCCAGAUGUUCCAUAUUUGACGGCUCCUCAAAAGAUAAGUGUCUUACGGCAUGAUACAGUGAUUCUUCAUUGCGACGUGGAGAGCUUAGUGCCCGUAAACGUUUUUUGGUUGAAAGACGGCACGAAAAUUCAGCCGCAAAUUUCUAGCUUACAGAGUACAUCAGUUCAGUACAUAAUAAGGAAUAUGACCGAAGAUAACGUGGGCACGUACGUCUGCACGGCCAGAAACGUAGCGGGAGUGAAGCAAACCACCACCGAAGUGGAAUUAAUAGCGGAACCACCAGUAGUAACAAUGUCUGCCAGCAGCGAAACGUUGAUGGCGGGUGAAGAUCUGGCACUAUACUGUUCUGUUGUAUCCGAGGUUGCUUUGACUACAUAUCAGCUCACGUUCACCGCAGUUGACUCUCAAAACGAAACGUACCUCGACGUGGAGGCGCAUAGCGAUGGAGUCUACCACUUUAAUAAAGUUAUUCAGAACGCAACGGAAAAGGAUAGCGGAGUUUAUUCGUGUAAAGCUGCUCAUGAAGGUGGCCAAUCAUCAAAAUCUCUUACCAUCAGGAUCACAACCCCACCCACAGCGCAUAUACUAGGGCCGCACACAUUACCAAGAGUCCUGCACUCUUCCAUACAACUUGUGUGUAUGGUCGAACAUUGCAGUGAGGUUCAGUGGUUAUAUAAUAGCGCUAUAGUGGAGAGACGGUCGGUCAAUGGUAGCGAUAAUUCGGUGUUAGAGAGAGAGAUUGAUGGAGAUGGAGUUUGGACUUGUUCUGCUUUGAAAGGAGAUUAUAAAGUGUCAGAUUCCGUCCAAAUAAUAGCUCUAAUAAAACCGGAGGUGGAAAUCGAUGGCGAUAAAAAUAUUACCCUACUGAAUGGCACGGCAUACAGCAUCAGCUGCUUGGUGAAAGCCAAGCCGGAGCCGCGGAUAGUAUGGCAUCGGGAAACUGAGACGUUUCUUAACAACACCGUUUCAGUAAUUUCCGCGAACGUGUACAGAAGCGUCUUGGAAAUCGAUAGUAAGACGACGAAAGUGGACGGCACAUACUUCUGUUUCGGAGAAAAUGCGGCCGGCAUUCACCAGGAUUCCGUGACAGUUGGCGUUAGGGCGCCUAUGAGAUUAUUGCAAGGGUUUUCAGAUAUAUCAACACAACUGUACUCCGACGUAACUUUGGUAUGCCAGAUAGAUUCAUACCCAACCGCCCAAGUAAAAUGGUACCACAACACCACAGAAUUAAGUACUAAACAAAACAUACGCAGGUCCAGCGAUAACUCGGCCAUUGCUAUUGACAGAGUUGACUUUGAUGAUCUAGGACUUUAUAUGUGUAAAGCUAGUAAUGGGUAUGAGGAACUAGUUGUGAGUGGGGCCUUAAGUGUUCAUGGUUUAGCAACUCCAACGUUGGCCAAGGAACCGGGAACUGUGGUGUCAACGAAAGGAAAUUCUACAAUUUUAACAUGUAGCGUUUCAAAAGGAAAUCCAUCGCCAACAUUAACAUGGCAAUUUUUACCCGACUCAUCCCAAGAAUUUGCUUAUCUACCGACCAACAUGACAAGUGAGGAUCGAAGUCAGGUCAUCAUAUCGAAUGUCACUAUUGACCGCGCUGGAUUAUAUCGGUGUAUCGCUGAAAAUGUGCUGGGAAGAGAUUAUUACGACGUGACGUUAGUUGUUCAAUACGCGCCAGAAAUUGAGUCUAACGAGAUAGACCCCAAGCCUUUAGAAAUCGAAGCCGGACAGCCUUUGACCCUAUCUUGUCAGGCCGGGGGUGUGCCCAAACCGUGGGUCACUUGGACCAAGGACCUAAUGCCAAUGGGAUAUACGAAAAACAUGUAUUUAAAUAAUGACAAUGAGUUAGUGCUGGAGAGAGUUACUGAAUAUGACUCCGGUUUGUUUACCUGCAACGCUACCAGCAUAUUGGGGUCGUCACUGAAAAACUUCACAGUACUUGUUUAUGUUCCCCCAAAAAUAACUCCACCGGAAAUGGAACCAGGACCACAGCAGUUCGUAGAAGGGCAGCUAGUGGAACUCCCGUGCCGAAACACCGGGUCUCCUCGACCAGAAGUCAGGUGGCUGCAGAAUGGAAACGAGGUCAAUGAUGACCGGAAAUAUGUUGACGAGUUUGGGAUGCGAUUUGUGGCAAAUUUAACGGACUUCGGUGAAUACACGUGUAUUGUUAAAAACAAGUAUGGAAAUACCAGUUAUAGCUACAGCGUUUAUAUUUGGGUUCCACCAUCAAUUGAACCUCCUCUGCACAUCGACACAGCUGUCCUCAUAGGCUCAAAUAUAAGCCUUAAUUGUGACGCUGUUGGUUUCCCACUGCCGGUCAUAUAUUGGGAGUUUAAUGGCACUGUUAUUAACAAAAACAAUACCAACCUAAGUUUCAACGAGUACGGUACAAUUAAUAUCACAAGCGUGAGUGCAAAACAAGAAGGAAUGUACAGUUGUUUAGCUGAAAACAUCGCUGGAGUUGCAAGAAAGGAUUUCUACUUACAAAUUAACGAGCCGCCAAGGAUUUUAGAAGACAACUACACCGGGCCAUACAUAGCGACGGAAAAGGACCUGCUGCUGAAGAUCGCAUGCAAAGCUACUGGCAAACCUAGACCAUAUAUUUACUGGAUGAAAGAUGACGUGUAUCUUGAUAAAGACAGCAGAUAUGACGUAGACAUCGACGGAACUCUGACUAUAAAGUCGCCAUCUGAGUAUCAGAGUGGGUUCUAUACAUGCUUAGCCAAGAACUCAUUCGGAGCGGUCAAUAAAACUAUUCCUGUUGAGAUUUAUACUCUGCCUUCGAAACUUCAAGCCGACGAGUCUCAAUCAACAAUCACGUUUGUGGAAGGCGCCGACGUGUCCGUAGAGUGUCCAAUAAAGGCUUCGCGGAAUAGCUCAGUCACAUGGUAUAAGGAUGCCAAACUAGUUUCGAACGGGCACCUCUUGCUCGCCAAUAUAUCUAGUGUCAACGAAUCUACAUACGCCUGCGUAGUGACCAACGCUAUAGGCUCCACUCAUGCUAUAGUGCGAGUUAAAGUGGAAUGGCCUCCAAGGUUUAUAAAAGAAAAAGGAGAUGUGACAGUGGUGCGGGGAGAGGAUAGGUGGUUGGAGUGUGAUGUCGAUGCUAGACCGAGCGCUACGGUAAAAUGGAUGGCCAACUCCCGAGUAAUGCUAGGCGAAGAUACACCUCGUUUGAAGCUUAAGAAUCUGCAACUGCACCAUACUGGCGUAUAUAAGUGCAUAGCAAGCAAUAAGCAUGGCACUGUUGUCAGGCAGUUCAAUGUAGAUGUCCUAGUGCCGCCUUUCAUAUCGGAGUUUGAUUUGUUAGACGUCCAACUGAAGGAAGGAAUGAACGCUACCUUGGAAUGUAACGCUAGGGGAUCCCCUCAGCCCAUAAUUGAAUGGAGUUACAGUAACCCUAACUGGCAUCUCGUCAACUCUUCACUGACCACUACCAACGUAUCCAACGCGUCAGAAGGCCUGUUCCGUUGCUCGGCGCGCAACAUUGCCGGCGCGGCGCACAUAGUCUACAAUGUGGCCAUUGCCGCACCGGCCGUUAUCGAGGAAAUUGUAUUGUUCAAUGAAGAAGGGAGCACUGUGGAAGGACGUGCAGAAAUUGUGGUUGGCAGCACUGCCCGAUUAUCCUGCAAAGCUUCCGGCCGACCCACCCCCAGAAUACAGUGGAUCAAAAACGGGAAAACACUUAGCGAAAACCAGCAAGACGUUAACUAUGCUGACUUAGUACUCAGUAAUGUGAAUACCAGUAGUUCUGGUGUGUACUCUUGUGUGGCGAGUAACGAAGGCGGGGUCGAUGACCGCACAACCAAGGUAGAUGUGCUAGAACCACCUAAAAUAUUCAAAACCCUGUUCCAAAACUGGAACUCCUCGGAGACGGAGUCGAGAUUGGAGGUGAUAUCGGGACAAGCGUUCAACCUGCACUGCCAUCCGUAUGGCAAGCCUAUGCCUGAAGUGUAUUGGUUUAAGGAUGGCGUCCCUUUGAGGUUAUUUGACGAAAGCAUGGUAUCAACUGACUUUGGAGAAGUGAUAGAAUCCCGCGAGGCGCGGCCGGAACAGAGCGGGAACUACAUAUGUGUUGCUAGGAACAGCGUUGGGAAUACUAGCAUCGUCUACUCAGUGGACAUCCUAGUGCCACCACCGCCAUCCAAAGACUCCCACACCACGGCUAUACGAGUCGGCAGGCCGCUGACUCUAACCUGCCCCGUCGAAGGUAGUCCUUCCCCAUACGUCUCGUGGAUCAAGCAGCCCUACACGGAGGUCGUCAACACGACGAGGCUGGCACUGUCUCGGGACAACAUUACUUUGAUCAUACCGAAAACCGAGACAUCCGACUCCGGCCUAUACUCCUGCAUAAUGACGAAUAAAGUCGGAACUACCGAAGUGAUAUUCGACGUGACCAUCGAAAAGGCGCCGUCCAUUGCUGGCAAUGUAGGCGCUAACAUCAGUGAAACGAGAGUUGUGCCUUUGAGGAGGAGCCUUGUACUGAAGUGCGAGGUUGAUGGACACCCCAUGCCUAAGAUUUCAUGGUUGAAGGACACGCUGCAGCUAAGCGGCAGGUCAAGCAACAUACACCAAGUACUGAGCAACAGUCUACUGGCCGUGUGGAGUUUGACUCUACGCGAUGCGGGCCAGUACAUCUGCGUGGCCGAAAACAGCGCCGGCUCUGCUCAUAGGCGAUACAACGUCCUUGCACAAGUUCCCGGCAAAUGGAGCGAGUGGUCCGCGUGGAGUUAUUGCAACGUGACCUGCGGGCUCGGCCGGCAAGUGAGGAGCCGGCUCUGCCAGUACCGUGACGACACCGUCACUGUUGAUGAGAACAGCAAAUCAGACAAAUUUCUUCUCGAUCAGUCGACGUGCAAGGGGCCCAGUUCAGAUCAGAGGAAAUGUCACAUGCCACCGUGUGAGGAAGUGGAAGGACAGUGGUCCGGUUGGGUCAAGUGGUCUGCUUGUUCGUCGUCUUGUGGUACUGGGACCCAGGCCAGGACGAGACGGUGCAGGAAGGGACGGUGCCAAGGCGACAAUGUCCAGAUCCGGAAAUGUCCAGAUUUGCCUAAAUGUAAUAAUACAUCAGAAAACGAAGUCUUCAACACAGAUGACGAUGAGUUUGAAAACAGUCCUUACACACCGGAAGCAGCGUUCGAAUUUCAACCGGAAGUGGUAGACACAGAAGAUUUUUAUACUCCGGCUACAUCUAAGCCACCAGUGUACGAAGGCCACGUCUUACCAAACCCUAAUCAGGGUCCGUGCGAACCGGGAUUCACGCACAACGACACCAUACAAAGUUGUGAUGAUAUCGACGAAUGUUCUAUAAACAACAAUCACUGCCACAUGACGCAGAUGUGCGUCAACACGGUCGGCGGGUAUCAGUGCGGGUGCCAACCUGGGUACAGCUCUCUGGGCGCCGGCCUGCGGUGUAUGGACAUGAACGAAUGCGAGUUAGACACGGAUGGGUGCGAGUACGCAUGCGUUAACGUGGCGGGCGGGUACGUGUGUGCGUGUCCGCGGCAUCUCAGGCUGCACACAGACAAACGACAUUGUUAUCAACCGUCAUCAUUCUAUGAUCCAUACGAUAAUCCAGAAACCGAGUAUCUGAGCGCACUAGUUGAAUCACCGGCCAAAUAUAGGAACACAAGGAAUUGAAACUUCAAACAUAGUUUUAAAAUUGUAUUCAUAUACAUAA
This is a messenger RNA of Cydia amplana, 6908 nucleotides long. Its product is annotated as hemicentin-1-like. Bases 2 to 6868 code for a protein of 2288 amino acids. The record is from RefSeq and is a predicted model, not a curated record. Gene Ontology annotation, molecular function: calcium ion binding; cell-cell adhesion mediator activity. NCBI's taxonomy places the organism in Eukaryota, Metazoa, Arthropoda, Insecta, Lepidoptera, Tortricidae. Gene Ontology annotation, cellular component: plasma membrane; axon. Gene Ontology annotation, biological process: axon guidance; dendrite self-avoidance; homophilic cell-cell adhesion. The transcript has 47 exons.